AGGCCUUUGUAUUGUGCGUCUGCAGGUUCGGUGUCUCGUGCCAUUGCGCGUCCACCUGUCGCCAGGUAACGUGACCUAAGCAGCUGUAGUGGAUUACAGGAAACUCUGGUCCAUCCUGAAUGAUAAGGAAGCACCGGCUCCCUCUUAAACGGAUCCGGAGGAGCCGUGCCGUACUGUGCCGUGCCGUGCGUGCAGAGGACACCGUGGGUCUGGACGCGCGCAUCCACUUGUUGAGUUCACGGCAGUUCAGCUGCGUCUAUUUAAAGAGGCCGGACAUGGCGCACGGCCUGGUGCGGAGGGAGUCUGUGGACACGGAGAUGCACACGGCCCACGACACGCGCAAAACAUACGUGUACACCAAGAAGAGGGGCUACGAUGUGACCCGGAACCCACACUUAAACAAGGCGAUGGCGUUCUCCCUGGAGGAGCGCCUCCAGCUCGGGGUCCACGGGCUCCUCCCCCCCUGCUUCGUCAGCCAGGACAUCCAGCUGCUGCGAGUCCUCAAGAACUACGACAUGAAGAGAGACGACCUGGACAGAUACAUUUUCCUGAUGGGACUCCAGGAUCGCAGUGAGAAGCUCUUCUAUCGGGUCCUCAUGUCGGACAUCGAGCGCUUCAUGCCCAUCAUAUACACUCCCACCGUCGGCCUGGCCUGCCAACAGUACAGCCUGAUAUUCAGAAGACCCAGGGGACUCUUCAUCACCAUUCAUGAUCGUGGCCACAUUUCUACCAUUCUGCAGAACUGGCCAGAAAAGGACGUCAAGGCCGUGUGUGUGACGGACGGUGAGAGGAUCCUGGGCCUCGGAGACCUGGGUUGCAACGGUAUGGGCAUCCCGGUGGGAAAGCUGGCGCUCUACACCGCCUGCGGAGGAAUGCCGCCACAGCAGUGCCUGCCGGUCAUGCUGGACGUGGGAACGGACAAUGAGACUCUGCUGAAGGACCCUCUCUACAUCGGACUGAGGCACAAGCGAGUGCGCGGCCAGGCCUACGACGACCUGCUGGACGAAUUCAUGAAGGCCGUGUCGGACAGAUAUGGAAUGGACUGUCUGAUCCAGUUUGAGGACUUCGCAAACGUUAACGCUUUCCGCCUGUUGAGCAAAUAUCGAAACAAGUACUGCACAUUCAACGAUGACAUCCAAGGUACUGCUUCGGUGGCGGUCGCUGGACUCCUGGCCGCCCUUCGCAUCACCAGGAACAAAAUGAGCGACCACACUGUUGUUUUCCAAGGCGCAGGAGAGGCGGCCAUGGGCAUCGCUGAACUCAUCACCAUGGCCAUGGAGAAGGAAGGACUCCCCAGAGAACAGUGUGUGAGGAAGAUCUGGAUGGUGGAUUCCAAGGGUCUCAUCGUCAAGGGUCGAGACCACCUGACUCAUGAGAAGGAGAGGUUUGCCCACGAGCAUCCGCACAUGAAGAACCUGGACGACGUCAUUCGCCAACUGAAACCCACAGCGAUCAUCGGUGUGGCGGCUGUCGCUGGAGCCUUUUCCGAGCAGAUCAUCAGAGAUAUGGCCUCUUUCAAUGAACGUCCGAUCAUAUUCGCCCUCAGUAACCCCACAAGCAAAGCUGAAUGCACGGCCGAGCAGUGUUACACAUUCACAGAGGGCCGGGGCAUCUUUGCCAGUGGGAGUCCAUUUGACUCCGUCACAUUGCCCAGUGGGAUGACGUUCUACCCCGGUCAAGGAAAUAAUGCCUACAUCUUCCCCGGUGUCGGCCUGGCCGUCACAGCCGGUGCCAUCCGGUGCAUCACCGAGGAGAUCUUCCUCGUAGCGGCAGAGGCUCUCGCUCACCUGGUGACAGAAGACGACCUGGCGGAGGGAAGGUUGUAUCCUCCUCUGAGCUCCAUCAGAGACGUUUCCAUCAAACUGGCAGCAAAGAUUCUGGAGUAUGCCUAUGAGAACAACAUGGCGACCCUUCGGCCGGAGCCAUCCGACAAAGAGGCGUACCUGCGCACGCUCACCUACAGCACCGACUACGAGGAGUUCGUGGCCGACUCGUACCGUUGGCCAGAGGACAGUAUGACUGUACAGUCAUGCAAACUCUAACGGCGUGGACGUAACCGCAGAAAAACAUGGCCUCGACGGGCAGAAGAGCGAUGGAAGUGCAAUGUCCUCACAAGACGGGAUGUAUGGUUUGAAGAAACUGUGGGAAUGUUCUUUUUGAAUAUAUUACUGUCAAAUUAACUGUGACGACACGUGUCUCAAAGCUUCAUACAUGAAUUUAUAAAAUGUACCUUUAUGGUUAUCACAUGACAUUUUACAAUAAUAUAUUCUGGAGGAAGUCCUUCACAGGUCGCAUUUAAUCGUACUGUAAUAGAGAGUUAUUUUAUGACUGUGUCAGCUAUAAUCCAAAAAAACUCACUGUCAAAUAAACAUGGUUUUAAAUAACA
Sphaeramia orbicularis (orbiculate cardinalfish) is the source of this 2386-nucleotide messenger RNA. RefSeq names its product malic enzyme 1, NADP(+)-dependent, cytosolic (gene me1). NCBI's taxonomy places the organism in Eukaryota, Metazoa, Chordata, Actinopteri, Kurtiformes, Apogonidae. The transcript is spliced from 14 exons. Gene Ontology annotation, cellular component: mitochondrion. Gene Ontology annotation, molecular function: NAD binding; malate dehydrogenase (decarboxylating) (NADP+) activity. Gene Ontology annotation, biological process: malate metabolic process; pyruvate metabolic process. The record is from RefSeq and is a predicted model, not a curated record. Bases 120 to 2042 code for a protein of 640 amino acids.